AUCAAAAAUUGCAUCGAAAAUAUCGUCGUACUUAAAGACCAGCAUGCUAAAACUAAAGCUGGCCAUCGGUACUUGGACAGGCCUGGGGCUAAUUUGAGUGAUUUGGUAAACCCAAUCAUCCUGAAGCUCAUAAAAGAAGAAGACAAUCUUGGAAUGGCUCAUUUGGAGCCAAUAUAUAUCCUCCUCAUUAUUAAAGCUGCAUCUUAUAAAUUCGCUUGUCGUCUCUGA
Messenger RNA from Gilbertella persicaria, 228 nucleotides. RefSeq lists its product as uncharacterized. The annotation marks the transcript as partial. Lineage: Eukaryota; Fungi; Mucoromycota; Mucoromycetes; Mucorales; Choanephoraceae. The record is from RefSeq and is a predicted model, not a curated record. The transcript has a single exon.